CCAGUCUUUGGAGCAGGGAGCUGAAGGCAGUGCUGAGGGUAGCGGGAUACGGGACACUCCAUGGAACAAGGGUCACAGAAUGUCCCUCGGGAAGAGGCAGGCUAAAGAGGGGAAACCACUGCCAGUCUUAGGACACGUGAGCGAGUGGGAUGAAGGUGGUGUCAAGCUCAAGGGUCAGAAACUCUCAGGGAAUUAGUUGCCGGGGGAAGACCCUGAGUUUAGGAGAAUCACAAACUCGGGGUGUCUGAGCUUCUGGGAAGCUUCAGGCUUCUCUGAGGCGUCCCUGUCACCAUGGAGGACCUGAAUCCUAAAGAGGUCAUGGAACGGCAAGGUUCGCCCAAGGAGAUGAGUCCCAGCGGCUCAGGAGGCAACCUCUGCCACCUAGGGGCCCCGCAGUGCACCCAGUGCCUCAUCACCUUCGCUGAUUCCAAGUUCCAGGAGCGUCACAUGAAGCGGGAGCACCCAUCGGACUUCGUGGCCCAGAAGCUACAGGGAGCCCUCUUCAUCUGCUUCACCUGCGCCCGAUCCUUUCCCUCCUCCAAGGCCCUUACUGCUCACCAGCGCAGCCAUGGCGCAGGCACCAGGCUCUCCUUGCCAGAUGCACCCACCCCUGCCCAGGCUCCCUUCCCUUGUCCUGACUGUGGCAAAGCCUUUGGGCAGGUGACCUCUCUGAAGCAGCACCGCCAGGUGCACAAGGCCUGCACCCCUCCUGGCCCCUUUGCCUGCACUGAGUGUGGUCAGGACUUCGCCCAGGAAGCAGGGCUCCAUCAGCAUUACAUUCGGCAUGCUCGGGAGAGCUCUGAGUGUAACUGAAGCGCUCUCCACAGUGGUGGGGGCUCUGAGACCGGUGGGACCCAUGCAUGACAGGAGGCCCAGGCCUUCUGGGGGCCCUGGAGGGAUUUACUCCCCUCCCUGGGAAGGCAAAGGGCUCUUGAUUAGAUAGGACUCAGACAGUUCUCUUUAGAGCUUCAGUCUUUGGAGGACAAGGGGCCUUUAGAGAUACAGUGAAAUUAAAUUGUAAGCUCUUUUGUUUUAAAAAAUGAGCAAGAAAGACAGCAAGAGGGAAACGUUUUUGUUUCCUUGAUUCCCAGUUAAAUAACCAGCUACAGAUUGUGUAAUCACCUUCAAUUUUUCCUUUGACGGAUACCAUGGGUCACAGGAGCAAACUGCCCUGGAUCUGUGCCUGUGUGGGCGGCAUGGAGGGCAGGUGCUGCUGGCCUAGAAAGCUGCUGGCUAAGUUCCAGACCUGGAGCCACAUGGGCCUGUGGUGAUGGGACAACAAGCCUGGGUGCUGGACCCCAAGUCACAUAGGGGUUGCGAUUUGGUUCUUGUCUUCCUCUCACUCCCUGCCAGGCUUCUCCACUCAAUAAUGUUUUUGUUUUUUGGGUUUUAUUUGGUUCCAGGGAGCAAACUUGGGACCUUGUGCUUG
Molecule: messenger RNA, 1429 nt
Organism: Fukomys damarensis (Damara mole-rat)
Lineage: Eukaryota; Metazoa; Chordata; Mammalia; Rodentia; Bathyergidae
Gene: Znf576
Product: zinc finger protein 576
Exons: 3
Coding region: 292-813 (173 amino acids)
Biological process (GO): regulation of transcription by RNA polymerase II
Molecular function (GO): RNA polymerase II cis-regulatory region sequence-specific DNA binding; DNA-binding transcription factor activity
Source: RefSeq, a predicted model, not a curated record